AUGGCGGCCGUCAAUCAAAAUAUGUUUGGUGCCAGUAUCACCACCGAUCGGCCCGGUGGUGGCUUGUUAAUGAGGCUGCCACUGAAUCUGAUCGUGCAAAUCGUCUCGCAUGUCGACGAUACUGGCGAUCUUGCCCGGCUAUGCCGCACAUGUCGCGUUCUCAACUACAUGGCCCUGCCACAGCUUUAUCGCAGCCUGACCCUCAAUUCCUACGGUAAAAUCCGUUAUCGCAAUGAACAACCAGAAGGAAUCGGAAGCGCCAGUCCCUUCACGAUGGGUCUGAAUGCAAUCAUCACCCGACCAUAUGCGACGCUCGUUCGAUCGAUAACACUCCGGGGAGACUGGAAGGAAAGAGAACUGGAGGAGCAUUCCCAGGUUGGCCGCGUGCCCGACUCGUCGAUGUUGCUGAACAUCGCGGUGCGGGCGGCAGUAGAUCGCAUGACCAACCUCGAGAGCUUCCACUGGGAACUCAAUACCAAAAUGCUGGACACUGUAUAUCAUGGACUUACGCAGCUUCCUCGACUCACGACAUUAACGAUCCGCUUCCCCUCUACUCGCCACCCUCAACCCACAUUCGUGCUUCCGGGCAUGCCGCAUUUGCGAUCUCUCAAAAUCACUGAUAUCGACCCGCUCUGCUACCCCGAUGACAUAGCGACAAUGCUCCUCAAGAGCAAAAAGCUACGCGAACUCAAGCUCCAUUGGUCUCCUCGUAUGCGCAUCGCGCAAGAGCCCAGCGUGUCCCUGCACGAAUAUUUCCGCAAAUGCAUCGCAGCAAAACACCCCAUACCCGUCAAGAAGCUUUCCUUCCAGAAUAUGUAUGCUUUCCACACCGAGGAAUUCAAUGUCGCAUUUGAUCCGACCACUGUCGAGGAUGUCACCUUCCUGAGCGGCACGGAUAAUACAGGCUUCGUCAACACAUUUAUCGAGAAUAGUUGGCCAACGAUGAUGCCCCAUAAAAAACUGCAGAUCAAAUCCAUUCGUGUGGAUGCGGUCUCCAAGCGCAACUCGGAAUUCCUGGGCAAUUUCAGAGGACUCGAGCGACUAUACUUCGUGAACGUGACUGCAGAUUCAAGCGACUACCUCAAUUCUCCUCGCCCGGGAUUCGGGCCUGCCUCAUCAGCACUCACACCCCCAGUGCAUGAAAUUCCAAAUGGCGUCAUGGGAAAUUCGCCCGCCGCAGCAUCGCCGGCUAGUCAGCUGAACCUGGCCACCAGCGUUCGUGAUAGCUAUCUAUCCCACAUUACCACAAACCACGGCGCCAGUCUACGCCAUUUACUUCUGUGUUCCAAAUGGCCUCUUUCAACAGCCAUGAUUGCAAGACUUGUCCACUCCUGUCCGAACUUGGAGCAACUCGCUCUCGCCACGGAAUUUUCAAGUAUGGAGUCACUGGGGAUGCUGGUACCCUUCCUUCGCAAACUGGUAGCCCUUCGCUUGUUGAUACCCGCGGGCUCCGCAUCACCGCAAGGCGGUAUGAAUGGCACUGCCCCGAAUUCAGCCACAUCCCAUACACUCAGUGGCGAUAGCGCCGCAAAAUUCCCAAAGCUUGCCAAAAGUCUUACAUUCUCAGAACAACAGCAACCGCAUAAAUUUACCAAAGAGAUCGAGCGGGAGCUCGAAAACGCCCGUAGCCUGGCAGACAUCGUUGAUCUGGACGAUGACAUGCUCAUGGAGAUGAUGAGCUAUGAUCUGGCUGACAAGAAUGUCUAUGGAAAUGUCAAGGUCGUCGGUAUGGGAUGGAAGUCAUUCGAGCUACGCGAUUUCUAUAAGGCGCCCUUACCGGUUUACGAUGAUUCUGAAUCCCAGUCGCCCGACCCUACCUCCGACCAGCACGAAGCAACGUCAGAAGAAAGUGGUGGUCACGAUACCAACGGACAAUCCGGCGCCGACACAACUUCCACCCCUGCCACAAAUAUCCCUGCGUCAACAUUAGGCAAGCGUAAUCGGGAUGAUGACGACGAAAGCGAAAGCAGAAGCCGGAUGUCCCUUUAUCAUACUACUACCCGCGAAUCAUCCGAGAGCACUCACCCCGGUUUCGUAAAGACGGGUUGCUUUCCUCCCGUCCUAACAAAUGACGGACAAGUUAGCCGGCGACGCAUGAGACGAGUUGGAUGGGAGGUGUUACAACACUGGGAGAUUUGGGCACUGGACGCGCAAGAAAUUUGA
Molecule: messenger RNA, 2163 nt
Organism: Penicillium waksmanii
Lineage: Eukaryota; Fungi; Ascomycota; Eurotiomycetes; Eurotiales; Aspergillaceae
Exons: 2
Coding region: 1-2163 (720 amino acids)
Molecular function (GO): protein binding
Source: RefSeq, a predicted model, not a curated record